AGGCAUUUCAUUUUGGGUGUGGGCACACACGUGCGUGCUUUGUGUGCUCAAGCUUUCGGCACCCGAGGAAAAAAAGGUUAGCCAUCACUGGUCUAGAGUUUUCUCGAUUAAGAGAAUCAUAUAAAAUAAUCUUUGUUAUAAGGGAUCACAAGGAAUCUACCUCCUAAUUUUUUUCCCUUCUCUAAGUAGUCGGGCUCCUCGUAAAUUUCCAAGCAGUUACUGAGAGCCUGGUUUUCUAUGAAAAGGAAUAAAAUAAGAAAACAGUUCAAUAGAAUUAUACUUCUCAAAUCUUAGCAAAUAGUUGUCUAGUGGCAGUCAGAAUUCUAUUUGUGCUGUAGCAGAAACUUGCAAAGGGAUUUAUACCCCUUCCACAACACAAAUGGGCUUGUGACACCAACCAACAAUGCUCUCUUGUUUCAUUAAAUGCAUUUUGCUGCCUCCGAGCCCAUUAUAGGAACAGAAUAUAAUGUGCCAUGGGAUCGUUUUGAAUUGUAAAACAAGAUCCAGGAACAUCUGGUAUGUUGACAUAUGAUCUCGUCAUUCUCUCCCUGUUCUAGCCUUGGAUAUGAGAAGCAAGAGUUGGUAAAGUAUAGAGAGAACUCAAGGGAAUGUAUCUACUUUGAAACCUUUUGGGUUUCUAGUAUGGAAGAUGACUUUUCAGGCUGAAGAUUUUUGAGUUUGUCAAUACCUUGCAUGAACUGGAGAAUCCAUUCUUCUACCAUAUAUUCUAGAUAUUUGGUGUUAGAAACAAAUGAAUUCAUACUCAGCUAGAGAUAUCAUAUUUGGUUAUAGAAGUCUAGAUAAUCAUUAAGUUGCAGCAAAGAGCUACUUACUGUAUAGAAAACUCUUGUAAUGUUACGGAAGGAAACAUGGACAAAUCUUAGACAAUAAAAAGAAUUGAGUAAAAGGAGAAAAAUAUAGUGGAAAUAAUAAGGGCAGGAUUAGUUGGAAACAGCUAUUCUUUUCCAUGAUUGUAAAGUAUCAUCAAUGCAAUGGACAUAAAUUAAGCAGACUCUGGCAGAUGGUGGAGGACAGGGUGAGGCGGUGUGCUGUGGUCCAUGAAGAGUCCAUGAAGAGUCAGACACGACUUUGUGACUGAAUAACAACACAAAUUCUUUUCCUUUUUUUUUUUUAACUAAAGCAGUGGAGCCCCGUCCAUAAUGCAGUCUAUUUAAAGAAGAAUGAAAACCAUGGUAAUAAAAGGAAGGCACUCUUGGAUAAUUGAAUUUACUGAGUUUGGCAUGCUGUAUUCUACACAACAUCGCAAGACCAGAGAAAAACCUAAGUGGUUUCUAUAAAUUGGUUUAUUAUGUUUCUUUUACUUUAUUUAUUUAUUUGUCACAACAUCAUACAAAAAGAUUAUAUAGUAUACACAUAUAAACAUAUAUAGGAAGAAGAAAAGAAAAACAAUAGGACAGGAACGGUAGGCACGUUUGUGCGCUUAUGCACGCCCCUUAUGGUCCUCUUAGGAAUGGGGUGAGGUCAAUAGUAGAAAGUUUUUGGUUAAAGCUUUUAGGAUUAUGGGAAGAGACCACAGAGUCAGGUAAAGUAUUCCAAGCACUGAUGAUUCUGUUGCAGAAGUCAUAUUUUCUGCAAUCUAGAUUAAAGCGGUUUACAUUAAGUUUAAAUCUAUUGGUUGCCCUUGUAUUAUUGCAAUUAAAGCUGAAGUAGUCUUUGACAGGAAGGACAUUACAAUAGAUGAUUCUGUGAGUUAAACUUAGGUCUUGUCGAAGGCGACGGAGUUCCAAGUUUUCUAAGCCUAGGAUUUCAAGUCUGGUGGGAUAAGGUAUUUUGUUGUUUUCAGAGGAAUGGAGAACUCUUCUUGUAAAAUAUUUCUGGACAGUUGAUGCCACUCACUUUAAUUAGCUUAGUACUUUGCAAGAGGCAGAUUUUGUGAGCAGACUUUCCCACUUGCAUUGGGGGUUUUCCUGAUUAUUUUCUCAUCUGCAUCAUCAUAGUGACUCUGCUUUGCAAAACAUGGGUGUUUCCUUUCCACUGGUGGAGAAUAGCAGCAUUGUAUACAUCUAAUAGACAAUGUGUUUCAGAAAUGCCUGAAAAACUAGCUGUUACUCCAUAAAAAUGAUGAAGAUUUUUAUGUUGGGUAUUCAAGUAUUCAAAUAUCAUACAAUUAAAGUAAGCUCCUUUCAGUGCUUGUAUAACAUUGAGAAAAGAGGAAGAAUGGAGUAACCAUAAAGAGUAACUAAUAUUUUAUAUAUUUCCAAAUUUCAACAAGCUAAUAUAAGUUAUAGAUGAGAAAAAUGAGGAAUGCCCUGAUUCUUUUUGUUCCCCCAGACUUUAAACCAGGGUCCUUUUUCUAUACUUAUAUUCAAUAGUUAUAUUCUUAUAACUUAUAUUCAAUAUUUAUAGUUGAAUUUAGAGGGGACACAGUGGCUCAGUGACUACGACGCUGAGCUUGUCAAUUGAAAGGUCGGCAGUUCAGCGGUUCAAAUCCCUAGUGCUGCGUAACAGGGUCAGUUCCCAUUACUUGUCCCAGCUUCUGCCAACCUAGCAGUUCGAAAACACGUAAAAUAAGGACCACCUCUGGUGGGAAGGUAACUGCAUUCUGUGUACCUUUGCCGUUUAGUCAUGCCGGUCACGUGACCAUGAAGACAUCUUCAGAAAGCGCUGGCUCUUCGGCUUUGAAAAGGAGAUGAGCACCGCCCCCUAGAGUCAGGAACGACUAGCACAUAUGUGUGAGGGGAACCUUUACCUUUACUUAUUCAAUAGUUAGUCUUCAAACUUACUUUGGAUUUGUCUUAUUUCCAUGUAAAAGUUCCGUUCUUAUAUAUAAUAUCCCUAUAAUAAACCAGUACAAUCUAUUAGAAAUGAGCAACUUUCUAAGUUAGUGCUCAAAAAAGAAAAGGAGCUCUUGGGGUCUUCAAGGAGUGUGUGUGUUUAGUAGUGUAGUGGUGGCAAAAGAGGGUAAGGCAGAAACACUUUUUGGCAGCAUUUAGAGGUACAAAAUAAACAGCCCAAUUCCACAUUUUGAAGAAAAGAAAGAAACCAGAAAUCAUGGCACAAAAAUCAGUGAUUUUGUCACCAAAUUUUGGUUGUGCAGAUUAGGGGCAUUUGAGGGCCAGUAAAAUGACUGGUGGAAAACCUGUCCUGAUUCUAAUGGCAAAAAUCAGCCAUAUGGUUUUCCACCAUUCUAAGGCAGAAAAUGCACUAAGUAUGGACUAAUCUGUAAAGUAGGUUAAUUUAAAAGUGAAACAAUGAGACACUCCUCCCUUCCAAAUCCAGAGAGAUCCAGAAUGAUAGCCUUGCUUAACAGCAUCAUUUUGCAUCUUACCCUUAUACAUUGCAUCACAAAAAACUUAAUUUUGCUGGCUACCUGUGUCACUUUUUAAAGAUUUGCACAUCCAAUUUCCCAAAACAGCACAAUUUUCUCAGACCCACAGCUACUGUAGCCAGAUGUUUGCAAGCUUGUGCUGGAGGGCUAUUAUUCAAUAACCUGUCAGGCUAAGAUGGAAGAUUAUAUUUCAGUUCACUAGGUUGGGUCAUAAAGAGACCAAAUUAUCAUGGGCAUUAUUUAAGGAGCAUCUCAUCUAAAAAAACAAGGAUUUUCACCCACGUCAAACAAUGGUUUUCAUUUCAAAAAGAAUCAUAAUCCUCUCUAAACAGAGCCCUCUAAUCAGAUUUCUGUAUGCUUUUUUUAAAAAAAGUCACAAUUGUUGGCACUCUAAUCUGGUAGAGAGCUGAUUUCACAUGCUGCUUGCUGGCAUAUCAAUGGUUAACUGAGCCGGCAUGAUUCUGCUUACCUCAACAAAAUCACCGCAGUGAGAAAGAGAAAGCAAUGAAUGGGUGGAGAUGAGCAGCCCCGUCAGAGAAGAGCUAUGCAUUCUGGCUGCUGCAGUCCAGAGCAAGCUGCUGCAAUGACAGCCUGCAGGUGCAGCAGCCUCUGGAGCCUGCAUUGAAACUAAAAGCCAACCUUCCAUUGCGCGGAGAAUUACUAUUACUGCUGCUAUUGUUGUGCUUAUUCAUUUCUGCACAAAAGAGACUUAAAAUAUGGCCAGUGGUAAUGUAUGCAGUUUACAGGAUGCCCAGAGCAGGCAUUGCAAGUUUCUAUCUUAUAUGUUCUACCAGGCUGUCCGAGAUCACAAACCUGUGUGGUUGUUAGAGGACAUGAGGACUAUGGAAUAUUUCUACUGGGAAGAGAGUGCUAACAUGAGGACAUAUUCCCCUUCAGAAGCACUGCUGUAUGCUGUGGUGCACAAUCACCUGCCUUAUGCCCAGUAUCUGCUGUCUCAUUUUCCAGAAGAGGCUCUCAAAGUUCCUGGAGACCAUUUUUGCUAUUGCCCAUCCUCUGCUCCUCAUUUAGCAAUGGCUGUAACCUAUGACAGGAGGGACAUCCUGGGGCUGAUCAUCAGCAUCGCACACAAGCUGCCUAGCCUGAACUCUUACAUCAAUAGGACCGGCUGUUUUCAUCUUGAAGAUGGCAAGACCCCUCUGCAUCUCGCCUGUGAGCUCCUGAGAUCAGAGACUGUUCUCAUCUUGCUAGGAAAUGGAGCUUCUCCUAGGAUAGAAGACAACAAAGGGCUCACUCCACUGGAUGUCAUCCUGGAACAGAUGUGGGAUUCCAAAGUCAACGUAGCUUCCAAAAACCUCUGCCUUGACUACCUCUUGCUCUUCAUGCCUAGCCCCCGCUUUAAGAUGCAGAAGGUCUUGCGGGAACAUCCUGAACCCUGGGCGGUGCUGCUUGGAGAGGACAAGUUCAACAGCCUGGUGGGGAACACGCCUGCAUCCUUAUACCUGCAAGCUAUGCAAACCAUCCUCCAGAUUCUCCCACCCUCUCAUUUCCCUAAAAGCAUCCAGGAACUACCUAUACCUCAGGCACUAAAACCCCUGCCUUGCAUGGGCAAGCAGCAUCUGGCAAAAAACGGGGUAAACAAUUUUCCAUGAUCUACUCUCUCUCUCUUUUUUUUUCAGGGUUAAAAUCCAAGAUAAGUGAUCAGGUAGGAUUUUCAAUUAUGUGAGAGGUUGCAAACCAAGCCCUGGUAUAAUUUUAUUUACGUUAAAUAAAACUACUUUUGGGUCAGUUGUAAGGAUUGCUGCCUGUGAAUUUUUUAAAUUUAGACAUGUAUUUAUCCCUGGUACCACUGAAAAUCCUGGUGAUACGAUUUGUUAAAUGCUAUUGCUAUUGUUCUUGUUAUUUCAAUGGAUUGCAAGCAUUGAACUUUUGAAAGAAAGAAAAUCUAUAUUGUUUUAUGCAUGUGAAAGAUUAAAUUACCUGAGCUGUUUCCCUUUUCUGCUUUGCCUACUGAAUAAUAAUGCCAAUUGUUAAGAUUUAGAUAAAUUAUCCUGGUUUUAAAAAGGCAAGGUAGCCAUUGGGUGCUAUGUGGACUUGGACUCCUGUAUGAUACCCUGGUAAAUCUAAACAUGCUGUGAUUUAAUUCUCCUGUGGGAGGAUCCUGGGUUUCAUGUUCUCCUCAUGUCGAACAUGUGGGACUGAGCCAAGGACUUGUCUAUUGCCUUAUAAACCAGCAGUUAUCAUUUUAACAAGGAAAACAGCAGUCCUCAAUCUGCAGUGCUUAGGAAUCCCUUUGCUGCAGGUUACAAUUGUUAUCGUAGUGAAAUCUUGGACUGUUAAAUUAAAAAAAUUGGUUGGAAUCUAUUUUGGAAAGACUAAGAGGGUUUAGGAACACAUAAGAGUCGGAAUGUCUGUCCGAAACUGUGUGCUGUGGAAGGCCCACUGUCGUUUAUCAGGAGUGGAAACUGCAAGUCACAGUGAUUUCUUUUCCACUAUGGAAGUCCCCUGAAGGAUUCAAGCUAUGUUUGAUUGCUUCAUUACAUUAAAGCAGCGGUUCUCAACCUGUGGGUCGGGACCCUGUUGGGGAUCGAAUGACGAUUUGCCAGGGGUCGCCUAAGACCAUCGGAAAUAUGGGAAGUAUAUUUGCGAGUCGAAGAAUCGCGCUCUAAUGGUUGACUCCAUAAGCCAACUGCAGGCUCUUUAAAUCGCUAGCCGAAUUUGGCUUCAGGCGCGAUGAAUUAAAAAAGAGAGAAAUCUUUGCUCUGAUGUCUCCCUCUCAGGCCAGCUGCAAUCACUCCCAAUCGCUAGCCUAAUCUGGCUUCAGGCACGAUAAACUUAAUAGGGGAGGAGUCUCCGCUUUAAUGCCUCCGUCCUCAAGGCAAUCACAAGCAGUUCAGAUUGCUAGCCAAUACGGCUUCAGGCGCGAUAAAUUCAAAACGAAAAUAAUUUUAUGGUUGGGGUCGCCACAUCGUGGGGAAUUGUAUUAAAGGGGUCGCAGCACUAUAAAGAUUGAGAACCACUGCAUUAAAGCAAUGCAUAACCCAUCUCUGCUUUUGUUUUUUUGGGGGGGAGGAGGGAAGGGUCAGAUAUAGUUCCCUGCUAGUCAAUUCAACCUUCAGGAGAGAUUUGUUUGAAUCGAGCACACUGCAUUGUGCUCGAGCUGUGCUAAUCAAGAAAUGGUUGGCAAGUGAAGCUUUGGGAAUGAUCAUCAGGCAGGCUUUAUUACAAUGAAAUGCAUGUUUGCCUAAAUAUCUUCCUUCCCGCUCUACGGUAUUCUCAUUCCAGCUUAUUGCUUUAAUCACUGAAGCGCCAUAGUUAAGAACUGUUCUUCAUACUGAUCCAUUCUAUCAGUAUGUAAUAGUUUUGCAAGUGUAGGCCUAGAACAGUGUUUCUUAACCUCAGCAACUUUAAGAUGAGUGGGCUACAACUUUCAGAAUUUCCUUAACUCUAACUCUGGCUAGAGAAUUCUAGAAGUUGAAGUCCAUCCAUCUGAAAGUUGCUGAAUAAUCCUGGUUUGCUGACAUGAUUUUUGUCAUUCCAAGGAAUUAUAACUUUUUAAAGCUAGUGAGAUGUUCUUGUUUUAGAUUGGUCACAUGUCUUCCUUUGCAGAAGCCUGUCCUCUUUUUAAAAGGCUCCCCAAGACAUAGACUUUUGAAGUUCUCUCAGUUCCAGAUCCAUUUAGAAGAGAGAGAACUAGAGGGCUGAUCUAAAAAGAGUCCACUCUAUUAGGCCUACUUUCCCAUUGAUAUUUUGAUAACCAAGAUGAUAAUGCUAAUAUAAAACAAUUAUUUAAAAUAUUCUACUGCUUACCAAUGGUUGCUCUCUCUCUCUCUCUCUCUCUCUCUCUCUCUCUCUCUCUUUCCCCCCCCCUCUCUCUCUCACACACACAAACAUAUACAUACACAGAGAGACUUAAUUUGCAAUAAUUCUACCCUACUAUAAAUAUAUAUUUCUGAGAAAUUUUUACCAAACACUGCUAAAGGAACAUAAAAUAACCUUUAAAAAGUUGUUGACCACUAUUUUCUUUUACACAACAUCUUAAUAACAUCCCAUGUACAGGGGUAUCAAAUAUGUAGCCCAUCACAUACUGGCCCCGCCCUGUUUUAGUGAAGGGGGAAAAAGUAGUGAUAUGUGACGUGACAUUGUGAGUUUGACACCACUGCCUUAGUACAUCAAGAUUCCCAAGGUGGUGGCGCAGGAGUUAGAAUGCAGUAUUGCAAGCUAAUUCUAUCUACUGCCAGCAGUUCAAUUCUCACCGGCUCAAGGUGGACUCAGCCUUCCAUCCUUCCAAGAUCAGUAAAAUGAGGACCCAGAUUUUGGGGGGUUAUAUGAUGAGUCUAUAAAUUGCUUAGAGCAGCCUGAAAAGCACUAUGAAGUCAAAAUCAAAGUCAAUGUCAAAGCCUUUAUUGUCAUUGUGUAUCAUGUAUACAACAAAAUUGGUUUAGCCUCUACUGGUGCAGUUCAUACAGGACAAUGUGAAUAAUAUGAAGAAGAAUCCUGAUACAAGGUAAAAACUAGUCAUAAGUUUCCAUAUGUACAACAUAUUCUGUGCAACAUGUAUAAUACUCAGGUGUAUAAUCUUAUAUUAUGGAAUAUUUAUUUAUUUAUUAUUUAUUUAUUUAUUCAAAUUUAUAUACCGCCCUAUCUCCCGAAGGACUCAGGGCGGUUCACAGGCAGAUAAAAAAACAUAUAUAUACAAAUUAAGAAAACCAUUAAGAAAACAUAUUCAGAAAGCCUAAUUAUUAAAAAUAAUACAAAUAUUAAAACCAAUUAAAACCCCUAUAAAAUUUAAAAAUUUAAAAUUUAGAAAAUUUAAAAAACUAGUCCAGUCCCGCGCAGAUAAAUAGGUGUGUUUUAAGCUCGCGACGGAAGG
Molecule: messenger RNA, 8120 nt
Organism: Ahaetulla prasina
Lineage: Eukaryota; Metazoa; Chordata; Lepidosauria; Squamata; Colubridae
Product: ankyrin repeat domain-containing protein 9-like
Exons: 1
Coding region: 4006-4899 (297 amino acids)
Molecular function (GO): protein binding
Source: RefSeq, a predicted model, not a curated record